AUUGCCGAGCGUCCGUCCUGCCGGACUGCUGGAGGCGGACGCAGCGCCAUGUUGGAUGCUCCGGUGUCUGAGUGAGGAAAAUCACCGGUAUCUUUCCGCAUUCCCCAGACUGACAGCGGCUCCCGUGUCCCCAAGGCCGCGCUCCCAUGAGGGUCCGCCCCUGAGCCCGGCCCGGCCAUGAGUUUACCGCACAAGCCGGCCCUGAAAUCCGCCGCACCCACCGGAGCCGGGACCGGGGUGCUGGGGCCUCCCCCCUCUGCUGCCGUGCCCGCUGCUGUGCCCAGCUCCGCCGUGCCUCCUCCUCCCUCUUCGGCUUCCUCUGCAGCCGCCUCACACCCCGGAAUCCGGGCCCUGCAGCCGCCGCCUGCCGCAGCACUCUCUCGGGGAGCGCUGCCGCAGGGCCUCGAUGAACGCAUCUUCUCCCCAUCUGCCGUCUACAGCACUGUCGCUGCACAGGUAGCGAGACAGCCCGGCCCGCCAGCCCCCUCCCCCUAUUCUACGCAUGACUUGACCAAGGGCCAUCCAAACUUGGCCGCCACACCUCCAGGACAUGCUUCUUCUCCAGGACUCUCACAGGCCUCCUACGCCACAGGGCAGAGUGCAGCGGCUCCCACUCUAGUGUAUCCUCAGCCACCGCAGACAAUGAGUACGCAGCAACAGACCCGCACACCCUUUGCAGCUGGACCUCGACCAACACAUCACCAGGGAGGAUUCAGACCCAUUCAGUUUUUCCAGAGGCCGCAGAUCCAGCCUCCACGUGCAACCAUACAGAACAGCAACCCCUCCAUCCGAACGAAUGCACAGACCCCCACCGCCGCAGUCUACCAGACCAACCAGCACAUCAUGAUGGUGAAUCAUCUGCCGAUGCCAUACGCUAUGCCGCAGGGUCCCCAGUACUGUAUCCCUCAGUAUCGACACAGCACUCCUCCUUAUGUGGGACCCCCUCAGCAGUACUCCGUGCAGCCACCCGGGCCUAGCCCAUUCUAUCCGGGUCCUGGACCUGGGGAGUUCCCUACCCCGUACGGAAACCCGUUUUAUCCCAGUCAGCCGGUGUACCAAUCAGCGCCGAUCAUAGUGCCUACACAGCAACCGCAGCAGCCCCCGCCUCCCACCAAGAGGGAGAAGAAAACGAUCCGAAUCCGAGAUCCCAAUCAGGGCGGCAAAGACAUCACUGAGGAAAUCAUGUCAGGGGGAGGAAGUAGAAAUCCCACCCCCCCAAUCCUACGACCUAGCUCCACGCCCACUCCCCCUCAGCAGUUGCCCAACCAGGCUCCUGAGCACAGCCCAGUGGUGUAUGGGGCUGUGGAGAGCCCUCAUCUCACUGCCACCCGGGAGCACAAAACAGAGGAAAAGCCAAAACCAGAGGCCAUCCUAAAACCCGCCCCUCUGCGCCCAGAGCCCAGCGACCAUGGCAAGUGCGCAGUGCUGGAGCAGAUACCAGACCCUGCCCCGACAGACUCCAGGCCUGAGCUCCACCAGACAUCUGGCAUUUUACCCGUCGUUGCCACGCUGGCCACUCCAGUGGUGGUCGCCCCAGCUCCAUCCUUUCCCUGCCACUUGGGGGACGGUGAGAACACAUCGCAGGAGUCUACGUCUCUUGAUGAAGCUGCCACCACUGCUGACGAUGUUGAAGAGGAGCUAUGCAAGGAACCGCUGGGGCUUCCCGUAGCUGCUGACACCCCAGUGACUGCUCAGGAAAUGAAUGGCAUAAGCUAUGAACUUCCGACGAUGGACAGUUCUGUGGGGGAUAAAGCAACGGGGGAAGAAGCUUCAAUAGAUGUGCCAGAGCUGGCGCCCCCCACAGAUCUGAGCGUAGAAUGCACUUCUCCAAAUGUGCCUCUAUCAUCACCACUACAGUCAGAUUCCCCCCCUCCUCCUCUCAUAGCUGCUGCUCAUUGCACCACUAAAACCUCGCCUCCUGCUGCUGUUCUUCCAUCCAUCGGCUGUGACCAUGUGGACGAGCAGGAGGAUUCCAGGACUGCCAUUCUGGAUGGGCAUGCAGACUCUGCAAACAUUGGACGGGUAGACACAGAAUCCGAGCUUGAGACUAGUGUGACACUUCUAAGCUUCAGCUCCCGGAGGAGUCCUGUGGAGGCUCAGACAGUCGCAGCUUCACCAAAGAUGUGGCAGAAGCCAAAAGACGAGAGUCCGGAUGCUGACGAGGUUGUGCCACACAAUGUUGAGCUGCAGGAGCAGGGGGAGACGGCAGAAGAGAAGAAGGUUGUGGACGAAGAGGAAAAUGGCAUAGUCAGCGAUGAGACGGAACACCCCUACCUUAAGCUGCCCGAGGAGAACGGCGAAGCUGAACCGCUGCGCAAUGGAGCAGAUAACAUGUCCGAAGGUGAAGGAGCAGAGCCGGCAGGUCCUGAGGAAGAGUACCCGUAUAAAUCAGGAUCAGAAACCGCAGAGCAGCCCUCCCAAGAAUCCUCUCUGGAUGUCCCUGCACCACCUGCCUCCAACGUGCAGAAUGACGGAAAGCGACAGUACGACCGGGAUUUCCUGCUGGGGUUCCAGUUUAUGCCAGCAUGUGUGCAGAAGCCCGAAGGCUUGCCGCCCAUCAGCGAUGUGGUCCUGGACAAAGUGAGGAGAGAGAUCAAUCAGCCAAAGCUUGCAAUGAGGACCCUGGACCCCCGAAUGCUGCAGAAGGGACCAGACUUCACUCCUGCCUAUGCAGACUUUGGCCGGUUAGCACCUGGAGGUCGCGGCAUACCUUUGCUGAAUGUGGGGGGCCCCAGACGUUCACAGCCAGGGCAGAGGCGGGAGCCCAGGAAAAUAAUCAUGAACAUUUCAGUGACAGAUGAAGUUUACUUGAAGAAAGCGGAGAACGCAUGGAAGCCCGGUGUUAAGAGGGAGUCCCAGGCGGAGGACCCAGAGAGCAUCCGGACACAGGCUCUUUUCCGUAAGGUUCGGAGCAUCUUGAACAAACUGACGCCUCAGAUGUUCAACCAGUUGAUAAAGCAGGUGAUGGAUUUGACUGUGGACACAGAGGAGCGUCUAAAAGGGGUGAUUGACUUGGUGUUUGAGAAGGCGAUCGAUGAGCCCAGCUUCUCCGUGGCGUAUGCCAACAUGUGCAGAUGCCUUGCCACUUUAAAAGUACCGAUGGCUGACAAGCCCGGGAGCACUGUGAACUUCCGCAAAUUACUUCUCAACCGAUGUCAGAAGGAGUUUGAGAAGGACAAAGUCGAUGAUGACGUCUUUGAGAAGAAGCAGAAAGACCUGGAUUUGGCUACAACACAGCCGGAAGAGAAGACUCGUCUUCAGGAAGAACUAGAAGAAGCCAGAGACAAAGCUCGGCGAAGGUCCAUAGGGAACAUUAAGUUUAUUGGAGAACUUUUCAAGUUGAAGAUGUUAACGGAGGCGAUCAUGCAUGACUGUGUAGUAAAACUUCUAAAGAACCAUGAUGAGGAGUCGUUGGAGUGUCUGUGCCGGCUGCUCACCACCAUCGGCAAGGAUCUGGACUUUGAGAAGGCGAAGCCACGCAUGGAUCAGUACUUCAACCAGAUGGAGAAGAUUGUGAAGGAGCGGAAAACAUCGUCGCGGAUCCGCUUCAUGCUGCAGGAUGUCAUAGACCUGAGACUGUGCAACUGGGUAUCACGGAGAGCGGACCAGGGCCCAAAAACUAUAGAACAGAUCCACAAAGAGGCCAAAAUAGAAGAGCAGGAAGAGCAGAGGAAAGUGCAGCAACUGAUGACCAAAGACAAGAGGAGGCCAGGAGUGCAGAGAGUGGAGGAGGGUGGAUGGAACAUGGUUCAAAGUACAAAGAAUAACAGAGUCCUGGACCCUACCAAGUUCCUGAAGAUCACCAAGCCCACCAUUGAUGACAAGAUCCAGCUAGUGCCCAAAGCUCAGCUCGGCAGCUGGGGGAAAGGAAGCAGUGGAGGGGCAAAGACCAGUGAGACAGAGUCCUUACGUCCAGGGGCCCCCAGUCUGAAUCGAUUCUCUGCCCUACAACCUUCUGCCUCUCCAACAGUGUCCUCCACAGUCUCAGACCUCGACAGCCGCAGAAUAUUAACAAGCCAUGGUAACACUGGCCGCGAGAGGAAUGACAAGCCCGUUCCCCCCUCCGCUUCGGCCACGCGCCCCAGCAGCUUCCUGCGAGGCAGCAGUGCAAAGGAACUAAUAGACAAUCAAGAGGAGCAACGGCGAGGAACGCUGCACACGCCUAAAACGUUGCCCAUCUCCACAGAGCAGGAGAAGGCGCCGAGCUUAGAACGGAAACUCAGAGAACCAGCCAAGUGUGAGGCACCAGAAUCUGACAAGUCCCCAGUGUCAGAGGAUGAGCUAGAACGAAAAUCAAAGGCCAUUAUAGAUGAGUUUCUGCACAUCAACGACUUUAAGGAGGCCAUGCAGUGUGUGGAGGAGCUCGCUGCACAAGGCUCCCUCUCGGUCUUUGUUCGAGUGGGUGUAGAGUCCACGCUGGAAAGGAGUCAGAUCACCCGGGAUCACAUGGGACAACUGCUGUAUCAGCUGGUGCAGUCCGGGAAGCUCAGCAAGCAGGAUUUCUUCACGGGAUUGUCUGAGACGCUCGAGCUGGCCGAUGAUAUGGCAAUUGAUAUCCCACAUAUCUGGCUGUACCUGGCGGAGCUGGUGACCCCUAUGUUAAAGGAUGGGGGCAUAUCUCUAAAAGAAUUAAUCACGGAGUUUAACAAGGCGCUGCUCCCUGUGGGACGUACCGGUGUUUUGUUGUCGGAAAUGUUGCACCUUCUAUGCAAACAAAUGAGCCAUAAGAAAGUGGCCGCUUUGUGGAGAGACACUGGUUUAAGGUGGAAAGAUUUGUUGCCAGAAGGAGAAGACGUUCAGAGUUUUGUAAGUGAAAAGAACCUGGACUUCACGUUGUCUGACUGCUGCAGCCCAUCAGAAAGUCUUUCCAAGAAAGAGAUGACAGCGGAGGAGCUGAACAAGCGGCUGGAGCAGCUCAUUCUUGAGGAGAACGCUAGUGACGAGCAGAUAUUUGACUGGGUAGAAGCAAACCUAGACGAGGGUCAGAUGAGUUCUCCUGCGUUCCUGAGAGCUUUAACGACCGCAGUAUGCAAAGCGGCAAUAAUAGGGGACUGUUCUUCCUGCCGCGUGGACACUACUUUUCUCAAACAGAAGGUUCCAGUCUUACUAAAAUACAUGGACUCCAAUGUGGAGAGAGAACUACAAGCACUUUAUGCACUGCAAGCAUUGAUAGUAAAACUUGAUCAACCUCCCAACUUGCUCCGUAUGUUUUUUGACUGUCUCUACGAUGAAGAGGUCAUCUCCGAGGACGCCUUCUACAGGUGGGAAAGCAGUAAAGACCCCGCAGAGCAGAAUGGAAAAGGUGUAGCCCUAAAGUCAGUCACUGCCUUUUUCACGUGGCUACAAGAGGCCGAGGAGGAGUCCGAGGACAACUAGAAACCUAAUCUAAUGACAUUUUAAUGACCGCGCUGCUGGGUAGGAGGAGUCACAGCCAGGGUCACGUUCAGCAACUUUAUAUACAUUUUUUUUUCCGCCCUCCCAUUCCUCUCUCUUUGCCAAUCAGGGUACAGAACAGUGGGUGAAAACAAGCGUGAAGGGAAUAAACUACAAAUCCGCAGAAGGUUGAUGAAAUUUACCAGUCCAAGCAUUGAUUUGAAUCGUUUGAGGGGAGGUCACCCCCUGAGUUUUGUGGGGAACGUUGCCCCCACACACGCUAUUUAUAGAAGUAAAUUUUUUUUUAAAUGCCUUCCCAUGUCGCUUUUUUUUUUAUGGAAAAAAAAAAAAAAAUUAUAAAUAGACAAGAGACUUGAAACCACAAAUCAUUUCAGAAAAAAAAAAAGAAAAUAAUUUAUUGUCCAAGGACUUCAUGAGGCGGCGUUCCCUCUGUUCAGAGAAGCCACGGGAUGGGAACCCGGCUCCUUCCUCGCAUUGUAGCCUGCCUUUUAUAUUUAAAAGGAUAUAAAGAUACAUUUUAUGGAAAGUUUGAGCGUCGGCUCCCUGAGGUUGCAGCAGUCGCUGGUUCGGUUUUGGAAGUGGACAAGCCCUCUCUUCAACAUACCCAUGUGUCCGGGUAUUGAUGCAUUAGAGGCAUUUAAGAUUUGGGGGGCCCAAAACCCCCCUCCCCCUGUCAAUACUGGAGCUUUGGCGCGGUACGCAAUACUGAAGGAUGCAGACACUUGUGUCCAGCCAGCAUGUAGCACUGCAGCAGUGGCCGAGCCCUACGAUGUAGGGCCCCCCCCCCCCCCAAAAAAAAAAUUGACCAUUACAGGCGCCAACUCGCUGCCACCAAAUCGGUGUUGCUGAAGCGUGGUAAAGAGAAUUGUUGAAAUUCAGUAUUUUAAGUGAACUGGCAGAAAAAUAGAGGAGUAAUAGAAAACCUCCAGGGAUACAGUGGUGCAGAGGAGGGGGAGCGUGUCUCUGAGCCUGUGCGAGUUGCGGCUUUCCACAAUAACGGCACAUGCCACUGUGCCACGCUUUCUCUUUUGUUGUAUUUCUAUUCAUUUUAGCCUGGUUUCCUAUGGAAAGAAAGGCUAAUAAAACUAUCUGUACCCUG
This is a messenger RNA of Bufo gargarizans (Asiatic toad), 6493 nucleotides long. It is a transcript of the gene EIF4G3, whose product is annotated as eukaryotic translation initiation factor 4 gamma 3. Bases 178 to 5376 code for a protein of 1732 amino acids. The record is from RefSeq and is a predicted model, not a curated record. NCBI's taxonomy places the organism in Eukaryota, Metazoa, Chordata, Amphibia, Anura, Bufonidae. Gene Ontology annotation, molecular function: protein binding; translation initiation factor activity; mRNA binding. The transcript is spliced from 35 exons. Gene Ontology annotation, cellular component: eukaryotic translation initiation factor 4F complex.